CAGUGGGCCUGCUACAAGGGGGAUGCGGGAGGCUUGCUCAUGGGCUCCCUGAAGAAGAUGAGCAGCUCAUUCAAGCGGGGCUCACUCAAGAGCUCCACAUCUGGGUCCCAGAAGGGUCAGAAAGCUUGGAUAGAGAAAACAUUUUACAAAAGGGAGUGUAUUUUCGUAAUUCCCAACACCAAAGACCCAAACAGGUGUUGCUGUGGUCAACUAAUCAACCAGCAUAUCCCCCCUUUGCCUAGUGCAACACCCAGCAAAAAUGAAGAGGAGAACAAACAGGCAGAGACUCAGCCAGAAAAAUGGUCUGUCAGUAAACACACCCAGAGCUACCCAACAGAUUCCUAUGGGAUUCUUGAAUUUCAGGGUGGCGGAUACUUCAAUAAAGCCAUGUAUAUCCGUGUAUCCUAUGACACCAAGCCAGAUUCCCUGCUUCAUCUCAUGGUGAAAGAUUGGCAGCUGGAACUCCCCAAGCUCUUAAUAUCUGUGCAUGGUGGUCUCCAGAACUUUGAGAUGCAGCCCAAGCUGAAGCAGGUGUUUGGGAAAGGUCUGAUCAAGGCCGCCGUGACCACAGGGGCCUGGAUCUUCACAGGGGGCGUCAGCACUGGUGUCAUCAACCAUGUGGGGGAUGCCUUGAAAGAUCAUUCCUCCAAGUCCAGAGGCCGGGUCUGUGCUAUAGGAAUUGCUCCAUGGGGCAUGGUGGAGAAUAAGGAAGACCUGGUUGGAAAGGAUGUAACAAGAGUGUACCAGACCAUGUCCAACCCUCUGAGUAAGCUCUCUGUGCUCAACAACUCUCACACUCACUUCAUCCUGGCUGAUAAUGGCACCCUGGGCAAAUAUGGUGCUGAGGUGAAGCUGCGGAGGCAGCUGGAAAAGCACAUCUCUCUGCAGAAGAUUAACACAAGACUGGGGCAGGGUGUGCCGGUCGUGGGCCUCGUGGUGGAAGGGGGCCCUAACGUGGUUUCCAUUGUCUUGGAAUACCUCCGAGAAGACCCUCCAGUCCCCGUGGUGGUCUGUGAUGGCAGUGGACGAGCCUCGGAUAUUUUGUCCUUUGCACACAAGUACUGUGAAGAAGGAGGGAUAAUAAAUGAGUCCCUCAGGGAUCAGCUUCUAGUUACCAUUCAGAAAACAUUUAAUUACAGUAAGACACAAUCACAUCAGCUGUUUGCAAUUAUAAUGGAGUGCAUGAAGAAGAAAGAACUCGUCACUGUGUUUAGAAUGGGUUCUGAGGGUCAGCAGGACGUGGAGAUGGCAAUUUUAACUGCACUGCUCAAAGGAACCAAUGCAUCGGCUCCAGAUCAGCUGAGCUUGGCACUGGCUUGGAACCGUGUUGACAUAGCACGAAGUCAGAUCUUUGUCUUUGGGCCCCACUGGCCGCCCCUUGGAAGUCUGGCCCCUCCGGUGGAUACUAAAGCCACAGAGAAGGAGAAGAAGCCACCCACAGCUACCACUAAGGGGAGAGGAAAAGGAAAAGGCAAGAAGAAAGGGAAAGCAAAAGAGGAAGUAGAGGAAGAAACUGACCCCCGGAAGAUCGAGCUGCUGAACUGGGUGAAUGCUCUAGAGCAAGCGAUGCUGGAUGCUUUAGUCUUAGAUCGAGUUGACUUUGUCAAACUCCUGAUUGAAAAUGGAGUGAACAUGCAACACUUUCUUACCAUUCCGAGGCUGGAGGAGCUCUAUAACACGAGACUGGGUCCACCAAACACACUUCAUCUGCUGGUGAGGGAUGUAAAAAAGAGCAACCUUCCACCUGAUUACCACAUCAGCCUCAUAGACAUAGGGCUUGUGCUGGAGUACCUCAUGGGAGGAGCCUACCGCUGCAACUACACUCGGAAAAGUUUUCGGACCCUAUACAACAACUUGUUUGGACCUAAGAGGCCUAAAGCUCUUAAACUUUUGGGAAUGGAAGAUGAUGAGCCUCCAGCCAAAGGAAAGAAAAAGAAAAAGAAGAAAAAAGAGGAAGAGGUCGACAUUGAUGUGGACGACCCCGCCAUGAGUCGAUUCCAGUACCCCUUCCACGAGCUGAUGGUGUGGGCCGUGCUGAUGAAACGCCAGAAAAUGGCAGUCUUCCUCUGGCAGCGAGGGGAAGAAUGCAUGGCGAAAGCCUUGGUGGCCUGCAAGCUCUACAAGGCCAUGGCCCAUGAGUCCUCCGAGAGCGAGCUGGUGGAUGACAUCUCCCAGGACUUGGACAACAAUUCCAAAGACUUUGGCCAGCUUGCUGUGGAGUUGUUAGACCAGUCCUAUAAGCAUGAUGAGCAGAUUGCCAUGAAACUGCUGACCUAUGAGCUAAAAAACUGGAGCAAUUCAACCUGCCUCAAACUGGCUGUGGCGGCCAAACACCGGGACUUUAUCGCUCACACCUGCAGUCAGAUGCUACUGACUGACAUGUGGAUGGGAAGGCUUCGAAUGAGGAAAAACCCUGGCCUGAAGGUUAUCAUGGGAAUUCUUUUUCCCCCCACCAUCUUGUUUUUGGAAUUUCGCACAUAUGAUGAUUUUUCAUACCAAACAUCCAAGGAAAAUGAAGAUGGCAAAGAAAAAGAAGAUGAGAAUAUGGAUGCAAAUGCAGAUGCUGGCUCAAGAAAGGGGGACGAAGAGAAUGCACACAAAAAGCAAAAAAGUAUUCCCAUUGGAACAAAGAUCUGUGAAUUCUAUAACGCUCCCAUUGUUAAGUUCUGGUUUUACACAAUUUCAUACUUGGGUUAUUUACUUCUGUUUAACUAUGUCAUCCUGGUGCGGAUGGACGGCUGGCCCUCUCUCCAGGAAUGGAUUGUCAUCUCCUACAUUGUGAGCCUGGCAUUAGAGAAAAUACGAGAGAUCCUCAUGUCAGAACCAGGCAAACUCAGCCAGAAAAUAAAAGUGUGGCUUCAGGAGUACUGGAACAUCACUGAUCUUGUGGCCAUUUCCAUGUUCAUGAUUGGAGCAAUCCUUCGCCUCCAGAACCAGCCAUACAUGGGCUAUGGUCGGGUCAUCUACUGUGUGGACAUCAUCCUCUGGUACAUUCGUGUCUUGGACAUCUUUGGUGUCAACAAGUAUCUGGGGCCCUACGUGAUGAUGAUUGGAAAGAUGAUGAUUGACAUGCUCUACUUUGUGGUCAUCAUGCUGGUCGUGCUGAUGAGUUUUGGAGUAGCCCGUCAAGCCAUUUUGCACCCAGAAGAGAAACCUUCUUGGAAACUGGCCCGAAACAUCUUCUACAUGCCCUACUGGAUGAUCUAUGGAGAGGUGUUUGCAGACCAGAUAGACCUCUACGCCAUGGAAAUUAAUCCUCCUUGUGGUGAAAACCUCUAUGACGAGGAUGGCAAGAGGCUCCCUCCCUGCAUCCCAGGGGCCUGGCUCACACCUGCUCUCAUGGCAUGCUAUCUACUAGUAGCCAACAUCCUGCUGGUUAACCUGCUGAUCGCUGUUUUCAACAAUACCUUCUUUGAAGUAAAGUCAAUAUCCAACCAAGUGUGGAAGUUCCAGCGAUAUCAGCUGAUUAUGACAUUUCAUGACAGGCCUGUCCUACCCCCUCCAAUGAUUAUUUUAAGCCAUAUCUACAUAAUCAUUAUGCGUCUCAGUGGUCACUGCAGGAAAAAAAGAGAAGGGGACCAGGAAGAACGGGACCGUGGACUAAAGCUCUUCCUCAGCGAGGAGGAACUGAAGAGGCUGCACGAGUUCGAGGAGCAGUGCGUGCAGGAGCACUUCCAGGAGAAGGAGGACGAGCAGCAGUCGUCCAAUGACGAGCGCAUCAGGGUCACUUGUGAGAGAGUUGAAAGCAUGUCAAUGAGGCUGGAAGAAAUCAAUGAACGAGAAAAUUUUAUGAAAACUUCCCUACAGACUGUUGAACUUCGACUUUCUCAACUCGAAGAAUUAUCUAGCAGAAUGGUGAAUGCUCUUGAAAAUCUUGCAGGAAUUGACAAGUCUGAUCUGAUACAGACCCGGUCCCGAGCUUCAUCAGAAUGUGAUGCAGCUUACCUUCUACGGCAAAGCAGCAUCAACAGUGCCGAUGGCUACAGCAUGUAUCGGUAUCACUUUAAUGGGGAGGAGUUAUUGUUUGAGGAUUCCUCUCUUUCCAUGUCACCAGGGACAGGAUUCAGGAAGAAAACUUGUUCCUUCCGUGUGAAGGAAGAGAAGGACUCAAAAAUACACCUACUCCCUGAACGCCAGGGAAGCCUUCACUUUUCUUCAAGUCCAAGCCCACCAGCAACACCAGACCGCUAUCGACUUGGGGUAGACAACUCCAAGAACACUUCAGAACCCAAAGUAGGUCCAAAUAUUGGGAUUUCAACUGAAGGUGAUGAAAGACAGGAAGACUCUAAAAGUGCAGAAAUGGUUUCUCCAGAUUUAAACCCAACAGAUGUUAUGCACGGACAGAACAAAUCAGAUUUUCCAAACACUCAGUUAACAGUAGAGACGACAAAGAUGGAAGGCACAAUUUCCUAUCCCCUGGAAGAAACUAAAAUUACACGCUAUUACCCCGAUGAAGCAGUCAAUACUUUUAAAACAAUGAAGUCCAGAAGCUUUGUCUAUUCUGAGGGAAGAAAGGUGGUUGGUGGGUAUAACAAAUGGAAUGCUGAGUACAGUUCAGUCAUGGACCAAGCGUGCCCCUCGACAGUUCAGCAAUGGACAGCCGAGUGGAAAUAUCAGGUGCAGAAGAUCACACGGUCUCGUAGCACAGAUAUCCCUUCCAUCACGUCAGAAGCUGCAGUGCAAGCAGAGCAUAAAGAGCAGCCGACAGAUAGCAGAGAUGAGAAUUAUGUUUCUCAAAGUAUCCCUCAAAUCUCUCAUUUGUCCUUCACUGUUACUGACAGAAUGGAAAAGGAGAACACAUUGUCUGUGAAACCAGACCAAACUUUGGGAUUCCCAUCUCUCAGGUCAAAAAGUUUACAUGGCCAUCCUAGGAAUGUUAAACCCCUUCAGGACAAAUUAGACAGGUCCGGACAAGCCAGCAGUGUAAGUAACCUAGUGGUUGUGUCUGCAACUGCAAUGGAAGAACAAAAGGUUGAGCAUGAGAAAACUUCCACAGAAACUGAAUGUUGAUAUGUUUUGUUUUGUUUUGUUUUGUUUUUAAACCAGUACCACAAACGGGUGCCAUCAUGGCCAUCUAAAUACCAUCAAUUGCUGAAAAUGUUUUCAUUAAAAAAUACUGGAAAUUUGAAUUUAAAUUUCAAGGCACUACAUUUAAAGUUGUAUUUUGUUAACAUAUAUUAGCAAACUGAGUCUUUUUAACUGAAGCAGGAUCAAAUGAAAAUGACAAUAUGGCAAUAUAGAUAAACUGAUUAAUCAGCAUGCAAAAUUAAUUAUUAGGAUCUUUUUAUUCCUGGGAGCCACUGAGUAGCCUAAGAAAUGCCUUUCAGCAUGUAAAUCACCAUCAGAUCACCUAAGAAGUAAGCAA
This is a messenger RNA of Marmota flaviventris (yellow-bellied marmot), 5365 nucleotides long. The record is from RefSeq and is a predicted model, not a curated record. NCBI's taxonomy places the organism in Eukaryota, Metazoa, Chordata, Mammalia, Rodentia, Sciuridae.